AAAUCUACUCAGAGACAACCAGGUUGUGCAAUUUAUGACUAAUGAAAAAUCAGUAAAAGUUAGAUGCCUCUGUAUAUGAAGUAACAUGACAACUGUGUAUCGACUUGUCAUUUUCUUUUGUUACAAAUGGACAACCUGACAUUCAGAUAUAGUGUACUCUUAGUGGAAGGACUGCAAGUUACACCUCAGUCAAGCCAGCUCACAUUCAUUUUUCUGUUGAUGGCUUAUGUCUUUGCAAUGGUGUCUAACAUUGGGAUUUUGAUUCAGAUCUCAGCAGAAAAAAGUUUACACCAGCCUAUGUACAUUCUUUUCUGUCACUUGCCAGUGAAUGAUAUUAUGGGUGCAACUGUUCUCUUACCGCAUUUACUGAAGGACUUAAUAACAGACCCAUCUGAGCGCUACAUCACAUAUGUGGAGUGUGUUUUCCAAGCUUUUUUUACACAUUUAUAUGGAACAACAUCCCAUACUAUUUUAAUGAUAAUGGCCUUUGACAGAUAUGUGGCCAUAUGCAAUCCACUGCGAUACCCAACAAUAAUGAGCAAUAAUAUGGUGGUUAAACUGUCAGCAGGAGCCUGGGGUGCUGCAGUAGUUCCAGUGUCAAUUUUGAUUGGCCUCAGUGUGCGUCUCUCUCACUGCAGAUCAUUCAUUGCAAACCACUUUUGUGACAAUCCUUCACUAUUUAAACUGUCCUGUGAAAAUGUAGUGAUUAAUAAUGUAUAUGGUUUAACAUUUACUGUGGUUUUACUCACCUCUUCACUGGGGUGGGUGUUACUGACAUAUCUCAGAAUAUUGAUGGUAUGUAUAAAAAGCAAAAACAAAGCAACCAACAGCAAAGCUCUCAAAACAUGCAGCUCUCAUUUGGCUGUUUAUGUAAUCUUGAUAGUAUUUGGUUUCGUCCCAAUUUUUCUGCAUCGUUUUUCUGAGUAUGCUGAGACUAGAAAGUUUGGGAAUGUAAUGUUUCAUGUUAUACCACCAGGAUUGAAUCCCAUAAUAUAUGGUUUACAAAUCAAGGAAAUAAGACAAAGAAUGUUAAGACUUUGCAUAAAAAAGGUUAAUUCUAGCUGAUUUUCACUUAUUUACAGAUUUAUAUAUACAAUACAGUUGCCACUGUAAUAAUGUGAACAUUUUCUUUGAGUGCAAAUUUUAAAUUUUAAAAUACAAUAUGUAUUGUAAUUUCUUUCUAAGAAUUUCCUGUGUUUAUAGGCAUAGCAGAUAGAGCAGGCAACGUGCAUAGAUGUAUAACAUAAAUAUAUGAUAACAGACAGCAUAAUUAAUGAAGGCAUAUUUUUCAGCUGGUGUACACUAAAUAAAUAUUAAUAAUUACUUUUAAUUUGCUCUUUUCACCAUUUCAAGUGUAUUAUUUGAUAAGAAUUUGUAUGAUAUGAUUAAACAAUACGUGGGUAAAUAAAAAAUAAAGAAAAGAAAAUUAAAUAAAGCAGGCAACAUUGCACAUCAGCAUUUGCACAUGCACAGAAAGCAAGAAUAUUUGAAUCUUCUUUGAGUUUAAUUUGAACCAAUUUGGUUAAAAAUUGUUAGUAUCACAAAAUUCUCUCCAACCCUCCAACCUUUUCUGCAAUUGUAAGAAGGGUACUUCACAAUUCACCCUUUCUGUUGUGAUAAUACAAUAUCAGUACAAAGUAUUGCUAUCUUAUAUUGCUCAAAUAUGUGUCCUCGUUCUUUGUAAUUUAAUUAAUAUCUAGUUCAGUCAUGAAAUACUAGAUGGUGCAGAAUGAUAUACCCUUUGACAUGAAAUCUGCUGGCAAUCACAUAAUUUACUACACAGUACAAGCUGAUUCUGUGGCCAAUGAGAUAGACCUUAGUCAGGGUAGCACCAUAUGCAGUUUUUUAUUGGAAUGAAAAUGAGGCUGUGAGGGAUAGAAAUACAGUGUGUUCAAUGGUUUGUACUACCCAGAUAGCAUGUAAUCUUUGAAACAAUGUUGAGUCAGUGUUGAUGCGUCAACACU
Molecule: messenger RNA, 1964 nt
Organism: Megalobrama amblycephala (Wuchang bream)
Lineage: Eukaryota; Metazoa; Chordata; Actinopteri; Cypriniformes; Xenocyprididae
Product: olfactory receptor 52N2-like
Exons: 2
Coding region: 127-1065 (312 amino acids)
Biological process (GO): G protein-coupled receptor signaling pathway
Cellular component (GO): membrane
Molecular function (GO): olfactory receptor activity; G protein-coupled receptor activity
Source: RefSeq, a predicted model, not a curated record